AUGAAAACAUCUCCACCAUCACAACAUUCAGAAAGCAUACAUUCGCUUGCUGAUGAGACAAGUCUACACUCUGGCUCGUUCCAUUCAAAUUUGAACGAGCAGAUCAAAUCAGAAGAAUUCCCUUCAGACUUAUCAAUGAAAUUAAUAAAUAGUAGUAACGUGAAUAAGCCCAGUAAUACAUUUGAUUCUUUGGGAUCAAACAGUGAUUUGAGUACUUCAAUGGAUCGUACAAGAUAUUCUUAUAAGGCUCAAAAACAAAAUUAUUUAACAGAAAAAAAACGUAUUACAAAUGAAUUAGUUGCUGUGCUUCGAGAUUCACCGGUUAUUGUUUUGGCUGAUUGGCUAAAAGUACGUGGUACGUUACGCGACUGGACUAAACUGUGGGUGAUACUGAAACCUGGUCUUCUUCUAUUAUACAAACGUCCACAAGAGAAGAAUAGCGUUUGGGUUGGGACAGUUGUGCUUAAUUCUUGUCAAGUUAUCCAACGGCCAUCAAAAAAACAUGGAUUCUGUUUCAAAAUAUUUCAUCCACUCGAAAAAUCAAUUUGGUCUGCUAGGGGUCCCAAUGGAGAAGCUGUUGGAGCUCUAACAUUUCCUUUACCAAUGACACAUCUUAUAUUUCGCGCUUCAGAUGAGAAUACAGAUUUGGAUGAAGGUGAUCGAAUGAGUGAUGUUAGCGCAGAAAGUAAAGCAACGGGCAGUACUAGUCAUUCCGAAACCUCGUUGGAAAAAUUAGAUGAAUGCGAAACUAAACAUGAAGAAACAUAUUACAUCGCUGCUCCUCCAGAGGAAAUGGGAGAGGUUCGUCCUGGAAUGGAUUUAUCUAAAGUUGUUCUUCCUACAUUCAUUUUGGAGCCACGAUCGUUUCUUGAAAAAUUGUCCGAUUAUUAUCAUCAUGCUGAUCUUCUUGAAGAAGCAAUCCACAGUUCUGACCCCUAUACACGCAUGAAGACAGUUGUAAAAUUUUAUUUAUCUGGAUUUUAUAAGAAACCAAAAGGUUUAAAAAAACCUUAUAACCCAGUGAUAGGUGAACUAUACAGAUGUUAUUGGUAUCAUUCAAAAUCAGAUAGUAAAACAUUUUAUAUAUCCGAGCAGGCUCUCUAUUCAGUUUGGUUUGUUGAAUGUAUUAAUAAUAAGCAACAAUGUGGUCAAAUGAAAUCUUUUUUCGAUUCAAAAAUUGUUGGUGGUAAUCGUGCUUCCCGUUAUGCUUGGCCAUGGCAAGCUGUUAUCAAUGUACAGGGACAAUUUACAUGCGGAGGAACGCUUAUUGAUGUUCGACAUGUGGUUACAGCAGCUCACUGUAUUUCUGGUGUCUCAUCCGUGCCUAGCGAUUACACAGUGAGAGUUGGUGCACAUAACAUAGAUUCUAAUUCGAAUGACUAUACUGGCAUUGCUUAUCAGGUGGUACGUUUGUUUGUCAAUGAACGUUUUCGAGAUGUCGAAUAUGGAUAUGAUAUUGCCAUAUUGAGAUUACAAUAUGCUGUUCCACUGAGUGAUUUUGUAAAUAUUAUUUGUUUACCGACGCCUUCAUAUCCAACACCAGAUUAUACAAGUGUUAUUAUAACCGGUUUUGGUGUCACAAGUGAAAAUGGAGUUUUACCAAAUACUCUUCAACAAGCGAACAUUCAAGUUCUUCCAGACUGUGUAGACGCCUACGACAAUUUCAAUAACGAUAGACAAAUUUGUGCGGGACUAAGUGCAGGUGGUCGAGACACAUGUCAAGGAGAUAGUGGUGGACCACUUCAGCUAAUAGACAAAUAUGGUCGAUGGACACUGGUUGGAAUUACUUCUUAUGGAGAAGGUUGCGCUAGAAUCGAUUAUCCAGGCAACUCAGUAUCUGCCAUUCUUGAUGGCUCUGCUCGUCUUACAUUACUUAAUCAAGGAGAAGACUACUCCAUGACAUUACCAUAUGCAAAUUGCAAAGGAAUUCUUAUUGGGAAACUACAAAUGGAACUGGGUGGCCGUGUUCAGAUUAUAUGUGAAAAAACACGUUACUCAGCUGAAAUUGAUUUCAGAUUAAAGCCUUUUAUUGGUGGUAAUGAGUUAACAAAUCAAGUAGAGGGAAAAAUAAAACUGGGUAAGGAAACACUAGCAACAAUCAUCGGGCACUGGGAUGAUCAAAUUGAUAUUAUUGAUAAAGCAACGAGCACACGUUCCGUUCUUUGGAAAGUGAAUCCAUCCGUAGUAAAAAGUCGUUUGAAACGUUUUGUUGUACCUAUCGAACAACAAAAUGAUAAUGAAUCAGAAAAACAAAAUGAUCAAAAUUUAGCUACUGAAGAGAAAACAAUUGUUGAAGAACAACAACGAAAACAGUUGAAAGAAUUAAAAACAACGGGUAACGAAUGGAAACCUCAGAUGUUCAUACUAGAUCCUGUAUCAAAAGAAUGGAUAUAUUUACAUGCAGAUUUAAGACCGUGGGAUUCUUAUAAUGACAUUGUUCAAUAUGAAAGUAAUUUUAUAAUUUCCACAAAACAACGACAUCAUGCACCAUUGUAUACAUCAGGUGCGAGUCGCAGUGGUUCAAUGGCGGAUGCUACAGCAACAGCAACAUCUAACAUGAUACGAGGUCCUUCACCUUCCCUUGUACGAAAACGUUCAGAUAGUGUUAGACAUGAUAAAAAUGAUAAUGACUUGGUUGUCAAUAAUAGAAGGAUAUCAAAUCAUCUACGCAGGGGUUCACAUGACGACAAUAGUGAUAAUUCAUAUGGAAAAUAUUUUGAUAAUGAAUUAGAGAAAAUUAAUCGACGUGUAACUCGAAAUGAAGAUACCAUACAUGAUUUAAAAUUACGCUUAGACAAUCAGUUUGGUACUAAUCAUCAAUUGAUUAACAGUUUACUUUCACCUCAUUCAAUUAAUUAUAAAUACUAG
Messenger RNA from Didymodactylos carnosus, 2868 nucleotides. The record is from the annotation of a GenBank genome assembly. NCBI's taxonomy places the organism in Eukaryota, Metazoa, Rotifera, Eurotatoria, Philodinida, Philodinidae.